UAUUAGAGUAAAAUAAUAAUUGUUCAGCGUAUUGUUUCAACAGGUUUAAGUAAAUAAAACGCGCUGGAAGGCGGAACGCUUCUGUCCUUAAAAACUUUGUUGCUGCGCUUGUGAUUUAACAUGAAGAAUUAUUUUAAUUUUUAUUUGUAGUUAAAGAACUUUCUAUCUUAACUUUGUUAAAUAGCACCGUGCAAAUGUCUGAUCAGAGGAAUAAUACACGAGUAUUAAAUAAAGAGAUAAGGAGAAAUUUUGUAAUGAUCUUGUCUUGUGUACGUGACGCGUGAUCUAAACAAAGGAAACACAAUGUCCCGCCAGUAUCAUUUGAACGCAUAUCGCGCGGCCAUUGGCUCAUUGUCUCGCGAGGACGUCACACAUCAGCCAAUCGAGUGUCUCCGUGCCCUUGACGUGCUGCGCGUUCCAGCCUUUAAAAGCAGGCACACCGACACUACAGACAUAUUCUGAACUGAACGCAAAAGAUUCAGCAGCGAUGGCAAGAACCAAGCAGACCGCUCGUAAGUCCACCGGUGGCAAAGCCCCGAGGAAGCAGCUCGCCACCAAAGCCGCCCGUAAGAGCGCCCCCGCCACCGGCGGCGUGAAGAAGCCUCAUCGUUACAGGCCCGGCACCGUGGCUUUGAGAGAGAUCCGCCGCUACCAGAAGUCCACCGAGCUGCUCAUCCGCAAAUUGCCUUUCCAGCGCCUGGUGAGAGAGAUCGCUCAGGACUUCAAGACGGAUCUGCGCUUCCAGAGCUCCGCCGUCAUGGCUCUGCAGGAGUCCAGCGAGGCUUAUCUGGUCGGUCUGUUCGAGGACACAAACCUGUGCGCCAUCCACGCUAAGAGGGUCACCAUCAUGCCCAAAGACAUUCAGCUGGCCCGCCGCAUCCGCGGAGAGCGCGCUUAAGUCCCGCUUUAAUAACAACUCAACGGCUCUUUUAAGAGCCACCACAUCAACUGAACGACACGAUUUCCACCGUUUUUUACAAACAUAAAUAAUAACGCAAGGUGACACAAUGAUUAAUAAUAUUGUGGUAAACGUGAUUGCUCAAUAUUAAGAAUGAUCAUUAUCUUAUCAGUCUCUUUAAACCGCAGAGGUACCCGUGUGUUUUUAUUCAGUCUGCGCUAAAUCAUUCCACUUAAGAGCGUCUGAUCACAUGUUCUUCCUCAAACACACUUGUAAUACUCAUUUUGGUAGUAAAUAAAAACGAGGCAAAAUUAUGGCUAUUGGUCGUCUAUCAUUUCUAACUAAUCUAUUAUUUUCUGAAAUCAGUUUAGAUAAGAGGUUAGAGGUUAGUUCACUAAAAAAG
Molecule: messenger RNA, 1301 nt
Organism: Triplophysa dalaica
Lineage: Eukaryota; Metazoa; Chordata; Actinopteri; Cypriniformes; Nemacheilidae
Product: histone H3-like
Exons: 1
Coding region: 488-898 (136 amino acids)
Cellular component (GO): nucleosome
Molecular function (GO): structural constituent of chromatin; DNA binding; protein heterodimerization activity
Source: RefSeq, a predicted model, not a curated record